Sturnus vulgaris (Common starling) is the source of this 1767-nucleotide messenger RNA. It is a transcript of the gene TPP1, whose product is annotated as tripeptidyl peptidase 1. Gene Ontology annotation, biological process: central nervous system development; proteolysis. NCBI's taxonomy places the organism in Eukaryota, Metazoa, Chordata, Aves, Passeriformes, Sturnidae. Gene Ontology annotation, molecular function: tripeptidyl-peptidase activity; serine-type endopeptidase activity. The record is from RefSeq and is a predicted model, not a curated record.
GGCAUGGCGCGGGGGUGUUGGGGGAUCGCCGCCGUGCUGGCGCUGUGUGCGGUCGCCUGGAGCUGCACCCUGGGGCUGGCGCUGCAGCUGGAGCGGGACCAGCCGUUCCGCGUGCCCCCCGGCUGGGCCCAUGCCGGCCGUGUGGAUCCUGGGCACCCAGUGCAGCUGACCUUCGCCCUGCGGCAGCGCGGCACUGACCACCUUGCCCGCCUCGUCGAGGCUGUCUCGGACCCCCAGUCCCCACAAUACGGGCAGUACCUGUCCCUGGAGCAGGUGAGGGACUUGGUCCAGCCUUCCCCAGCCACGCUGAUGACAGUUCUGAAGUGGCUGCAAGGCCAUGGUGUAGAGGACUGCCAGAGUGUCAGCACCCUUGACUUUCUGGAGUGUUACCUGCCUGCAAGCGUGGCUGAGCGCCUGCUCCCUGGGGCCGAGUUUCACCGGUACGUGCUGGGCCAGCGCAGCCUGGUGCGGUCCCCACUGCCCUACACUGUCCCCGCAGAGCUCGCGGAGCACUUGGACUUCGUGGGUGGGAUGCACCGGUUCCCCACGGAGCACAAGGCAGUCAGCAGAGCCGGGGCCAGGAAGGAGCCACAGCUGUCAAGAGCAUCGUUCCACCUGGGUGUGACACCAGCCAUCCUGCGCCAGAGAUACAACAUGACAGGGGGGGACGUGGGGCUCCAGCCCAACAACAGCCAGGCUUGUGCACAGUUUCUCGAGCAGUACUUCCACCAAGCUGACGUGGCUGAGUUCAUGCAGCUCUUCGGCAGUGGUUUUGCCCACCGCACGCAGGUGGACCGGGUGGUGGGGCACCAGGGCCAUGGCAAAGCUGGGCUGGAGGCCAGCCUGGACGUGGAGUACAUCAUGAGCACAGGCGCCAACGUCUCCACAUGGGUCUUCAGUAAUCCAGGGCGCCACGAGAGCCAGGAGCCCUUCCUGGCUUGGCUGCUGCUGCUCAGCAACAUGUCAGCGCUGCCCUGGGUGCACUCAGUGAGCUACGGGGACGACGAGGACAGCCUGUCCUAUGCCUACAUGGAACGCGUCAACACCGAGUUCAUGAAGGCGGCGGCCCGCGGCCUCACCAUCCUGUUUGCCUCAGGUGACGACGGCGCUGGGUGUCGGCGGGUGCACAGUGGGAACCACACGUUCCGGCCCAGCUUUCCGGCCUCCAGCCCCUAUGUCACCACUGUGGGUGGCACGUCCUUCAAGAACCCCUUCCUGGUGACAGAGGAGGUGACGGAUUACAUCAGUGGGGGUGGCUUCAGCAACGUCUUCCCCAUGCCUCAGUACCAGGCUGCUGCCGUCGGGCGUUUCCUGCACUCAGCCUCGAAGCUGCCACCCAGCUCCUACUACAACAGCAGUGGCCGCGCAUACCCUGACCUGGCUGCGCUCUCCGACAACUACUGGGUGGUGACAAACCGCAUCCCGCUGCCCUGGGUGUCAGGGACCUCGGCAUCCACACCGGUGGUGGCAGGCAUGGUGGCACUGAUCAACGACCGGCGCCUGCAACGGGGGCUAGCACCCCUGGGCUUCCUCAACCCCGCGCUCUACCAGCUGCAGAAGAAAGGGCUCGGUGAUGCAUUCUACGAUGUGAUCCAGGGCUGCCACCUCUCCUGUCUGGACGGCACCGUGCAGGGCCAGGGCUUCUGCGCCACCCCCGCCUGGGACCCGGUCACCGGCUGGGGCACCCCCAACUUCCCGCGCCUGCUGCGGGCGCUAGGGCCGCGCUGACCAGGACACCGGGACCGGACACCGGGACCGGACACCGGG